Molecule: messenger RNA, 815 nt
Organism: Nothoprocta perdicaria
Lineage: Eukaryota; Metazoa; Chordata; Aves; Tinamiformes; Tinamidae
Product: dual specificity protein phosphatase 13-like
Exons: 4
Coding region: 45-650 (201 amino acids)
Biological process (GO): negative regulation of MAPK cascade; protein dephosphorylation
Cellular component (GO): cytoplasm
Molecular function (GO): MAP kinase phosphatase activity; protein tyrosine/serine/threonine phosphatase activity
Source: RefSeq, a predicted model, not a curated record
CCUCUAGCCGAAGUAAAAGCUGUCUCUGCUGUAAGCGGAGCAGGAUGCCCCACAGCAGCGCCCGCUCGGAGCCGCGCGGCACCGGGGGCCGCGGUUCCUACGAGACGCCCGCGCUCGCCGACCUCCAGCGGCUUGUCUGGUUGAGAGGAGGCUCUGAGAACCACGUGGACCAAGUCUGGCCAAAUGUCUACCUGGGAGAUGCGUGGGCUGCUAGGAAUAAAACUGCCCUUCAAAAUCUGAACAUUACUCAUAUCCUUAAUGCAGCAGAUGGGCCAUACAGCAUUAACACAGGAGCCAAAUAUUACAAUGAUCUACAAAUAGAGUACUACGGAAUAGAAGCAUUUGAUGAUCCUUCCUUUGAUUUAAGCAUCUUCUUCUAUGAUGCUGCCAACUUCAUAGGCAAAGCGUUGAACACUUCAGGAGGCAAAGUGUUCGUCCAUUGUGCCAUGGGGGUGAGCCGCUCUGCAUCUUUAGUGCUUGCCUUCCUAAUGAUCCAUGAAAACAUGACACUUGUGGAUGCUCUGAAAACAGUGAGCUCUCACAGAGACAUCUGCCCAAACUCAGGGUUUCUCAGCCAGCUCCGAGACUUGGAUAUCAAAUUAAAUGGAGAGAGGAAAGGACCUAGCGAAUCUGCCAGCAGGGCAUCGUAGCGGAGCACUGAUAAAAGAGAGAGGACAAAACAUCAUCUGAGCUUCCUGCAUAUUUCUUAAAUGAAAUACAUUUGAAAACUAAGGAUGUAAGUUUGAGAUACACUAGACUACAUGUUACUACUAAAAGUACAUUUUACUUGAUCCUUCCAUUUUGCAAAGCCAAUC